GAACCUAUAUGUUCAAGACCCUCUCCCACCGAAUCCCCAUGGGGUGACUUGAUCCAUCGCCUUUUUGUGCAUCUUAGGAGCGGAUCUUAAACCUCAACUCCUUCGGCUGCGCUCUAUUUAUAUAUAACCCGAGAGCCUUGUGCUCCGAGCCAACUAGACGCCUAUAUUCUGCUUUGUGCACAUUUCCCCAUUUAAGCAGCCGCUCCUACGCAGCUGAACUAUCACUACGAUGGCCGAGAAUCACGGCGCGCUGCCUCCUAAUGGACUCCACAGAGCUCAAGGGCCUCCUGCGGGAUUCGGCGGCCGUCCGGUAGGACAGCCGCAGUCUAUACCCCAGCAAGCAAUCCCGCCCCGAGCUGGACUCCCAGUGGACCUGACUAGGGGCCCUUCUGUUAAGAUUUCCGACGUAAGCCGCGGUCUUAUGACCGUAGAUGACAUGAGAGAAGACCUCGCAGAGUAUGUUCUUUUCCGAUUUGAGAAAUACCCAGCGCAAAGUCGAUAUGACGACGAAGGACGAUUGCAACUCCCUACAUGGGAUAAGGCAAUUAGAUCUCGGGUUCAGAGUAUGUCGACUGGGGAGAUAAAGCGUCGGAUUCAAUAUCUGAAUAGGAAGACUCGCACACCUACCGACAAAUUGAGAUCCCUAAGCCCUGCGCUCCAGCGGCAAAUCGACGAGGCGACAGAAGAGCUCACGAUACAGAAUCCGGACCCAUUGAACUAUCGCUGGGUGCUUGUACAGCUAGACCAUCAACUCGCAGAAAUUGAUCCGUAUGUUUUCGUGGCUGGAGGAAACCAUCCACAACCUCGACGACAUCAUGGCGUACCCAGGAGGCGAGCGCAUCGACAAACGAAUGGGAACAAACCUAGAUCUUUCAAGAGGAUCUCAUUGACAACAUAUUUCAAGCGUGUUCCUAAAGCAGAUGCUGAUAUCCUUGCUCUCUAUGAAGCGAAAAAGAGAGUGCUCUUCUCGCAAAAUAAUCACAUCCCCCAUCCGCAGUCACAGCCGCAGUCACAGCCGCAGUCACAACCACAACCACAACCACAACCACAUCAUGGUUCGAAUCCUCGAAUACCCCCACUAGGACCUGGUCCUGUUGAAGGCAGGCCACCAUUGGGGCCGAAUGGGAAUCGCCCACAACCGGUUCCGACACGUCCUAACGGAUCAGGAUCAGGAUCAGGACCAGGACCAGGGCCAGGAACCAGACGUCCUGCUAUGAAUAAUACUGCAGCUGGCAGCGGAGGAAAACCAAAAGCUGCCGGUAUAAAGCACAACAGACUUGAAAGCGACUCGGGCUACUCCGACUGUUUGUCGGAUAGGUCAUUUGAUAGUCAAAUGACGCCGGACACUUCCUACUCGUCUGAGUCGCUCAAUAGGGGUAGAAACCGCGGAAGAGCCCAUAAUAAGGAUCGUGUACCGGUUCGGAGCUUGAGCAGAAGACGUGACACGAAUAGACUUGGUCGGGGCCUACCUGAACAUCGCAUAAACCACAACAAUCAUUUUGACAUCGGAAAUGGGGUUAGGAUGCCGCCUACGUCGGGACCUCUUCCGCCCCAGAUGACAUCCCCUAUUGAUAUCGACAGAGCUACAGAAGAUGCUUACCUCGCGGGCGUCCUCCGCGGGAGAGACGAUGCGCGGAUGGCACAGCAGCGAGCAGGCCGUGAAGCUCGGUACUCAAGGCCUAGUCCGCGCUUUAUUUCAGGGGCGAGGUCGCCAGCUCCUCCAUACAGAAGACAUAUAUCAAGACAUGUAUCUACCUCUGACCGACGAGGCGAUAUUGAUGAAGGAAUAUCGCGUCUCAAUCGCUUAUCUCUUGAUGAUGAAGACGACUACGAUACUGUAUUGCGACGGGUGGAUGGCCGUCGACGAAGAGAGUUUGAGUAUCUCAUGCAGGAAGGGUCAGUCUUGGAAGACGAUCCAUUUGACCGAGAGAGGCCAUCAUACCCGAGACAUAGCGGGAGACAGUAUGAAGAAUCUUACGUUACGGAUGGUUCUGAUAGUGAGUUUAGUUUGCCGCCAAGGAGGAGGCGUUUUCACUACUGAAUUAGUUACACCAAUUUGCAACUUGGAAUGUUGAGUUUAUAAUAUGAUAUUUCUGAUCCAUGGAUAGGAUAGGUACCUAUGAAAGAGAUCGGUAUAAGGAGAGUCCUGUUGGGGAUGCGGAAUGUAUGCGGUACGGGAUUAAGCAUAUGACGUAUAGUAUAAACAUGUGUAUAAGAUACUUUGUUAGCGCGGAUGAGCGAUUUCGUAGUGAGCUUCUCACGGGUUACUUCCAGGUACAUACCUAAAGACCCCGCCUACGG
Molecule: messenger RNA, 2301 nt
Organism: Daldinia loculata
Lineage: Eukaryota; Fungi; Ascomycota; Sordariomycetes; Xylariales; Hypoxylaceae
Exons: 1
Coding region: 230-2041 (603 amino acids)
Source: RefSeq, a predicted model, not a curated record